GUAUAAAUUACUAAUGGUGUGGGAUUGGGAAUCUCAACAAUGGGUAGGCCUACAUGUAUAUAUUAGUAAUAGUGUGGGAUUAGUAAUCUCAACAAUGGGUAAGCCUACAUGUAUAUAUUAGUAAUGGUGUGGGAUUGGGAAUCUCAACAAUGACCAUACUCGCGGCGUAUAAAUCUCUGUGCUGUCAUGGAAGGAACAUUCUUCCUUCCUGUCUGCUACUCCUGGCGAUAGCAGAGUAUCCCGUAACCAGACUUCUAAUAACUACAGGGGGGAGAGUCAAUCAAUUCUGUCUGAUAUUUGAAGUGAACACAUCUUUUCCGCUGCCAGUUUUGCCUCUCGGUCAAGUGGAGUACAACACCAUGACCGCUAUUCAGAUAAAGGUCCCAGUAGGAGCACCCCGACAGAGGAAGGCCCGGCCUCCCUUCCUGGAGGUGUUGCCCCGCAGCCUGAUCAUCCUCUGCACGGCCCUGGCCAUUGUCCUCUCCUCCAUAGCUGUGUGCGAUGGACACCGGUUGCUGGCGGGCCUGGAGGCAGUGGUGGAACGAACAGCCUCACCUAACUCUACAACCCACCUAGGUGUAUCUGGGGUGGCGGUCGGCCUGGGCCUGGGUCACUCUACGGUCUUCCUGGCUGUGGCGGGAGCUAUCUUUGGCCUGGAGUUGCUGGUCAUAUCGCAGGUGAGUGAGGACCGGGACUCGGGAUGGCGGUGGGGCCUGGGGUCAGCUCUGGUGCUUGUGGCGGUGGCGCUGUCGGCAGGGGGAGUGGUGGUGUUGGUGUCUCUGCUCCGGCAGCAGGCCUCUCCUUUGGGCUUCACCCUUACCUUCUGGUGUCAGUUUACCGCAGUCUUCCUGCUCUUCCUCAACGGCAUGGCAGCGCCACAUCCAUCACAUGGCCCUGCAGGCACCACCUAG
Molecule: messenger RNA, 911 nt
Organism: Salvelinus fontinalis (brook trout)
Lineage: Eukaryota; Metazoa; Chordata; Actinopteri; Salmoniformes; Salmonidae
Gene: tmem37
Product: transmembrane protein 37
Exons: 2
Coding region: 150-911 (253 amino acids)
Cellular component (GO): membrane
Molecular function (GO): voltage-gated monoatomic ion channel activity; calcium channel activity
Source: RefSeq, a predicted model, not a curated record